This is a messenger RNA of Armigeres subalbatus, 1754 nucleotides long. Its product is annotated as spindle and kinetochore-associated protein 1-like. The coding region runs from base 15 to 950 and encodes 311 amino acids. Gene Ontology annotation, cellular component: outer kinetochore; spindle microtubule; mitotic spindle. Gene Ontology annotation, molecular function: microtubule binding. Gene Ontology annotation, biological process: mitotic cell cycle; cell division; chromosome segregation. The record is from RefSeq and is a predicted model, not a curated record. Lineage: Eukaryota; Metazoa; Arthropoda; Insecta; Diptera; Culicidae. The transcript is spliced from 3 exons.
GCUUCUAUGCAACAAUGUACGUUACACGCUUGUUUGCAAUUUUCACUAUACGUUCCCGUUUUUUCUCCGUUCUUGGUUCGAUUGUAUUGUUAUUAGCAUUAAAACUCACGCAGGGCAGGCAGGCAGUAACUGUAGAUAGCGCUUUAAAAAUGGAUAAUAUUGAAGCUUUAUUGGAGAAGCAAGUAUGCUUGAUUCAACGAAUGGAAACAUUUUUCGAGCUUCAGGCAUGUAAGCCGGAUAUUGUUCCCGAUGUCAACGAACUCAACGCACAGUUACUCCACUCAAAAAAUGGAUUUGACCAGGCAAAACAUUCUUUAACCAAAUUUCGCCAACAGCUUGCUACUAAAUAUGUAGAAGUCAUUAGAAAAAUGCAACGGAAUCAGCUACUUAUAAUUGACUUGAUGGAGAAGGUGGGUGAGAAGGAAAAUAUAAAACACGUCCUGCAGGAACAGAACGGACAAAUGAAACCAAUCGGAUCCACCAAAACAGCAACGACAGAUAAGAUGUUAUUGUCCGAAUAUCAGAAAUCGCCAUUCGUGGCGAAAAUGAAGCCUCGAUGCCUUUCGUUUCUGGAUUUCAACUUCAAUAUCAAUCACGAAGAGUUUGAACAAAUUCCUAAGUAUAUGCGAGGCCGAGAGAACCUGGACGAACUGAUGGCAUUCAUGCAAACGGUUAUUGUUCCAUGCUUUGAGGAAAAGUAUACCUUGCUGUACAAGAAUAAGAAGGCGGUGACCAACCAGCAGGAUCUGGCGCUAUGGAAGAUUUUCAAUCAACAGCAAACGGCAUUCCCAAACAUAAAAUUUGUCACCCAAGGAGACAUCGCCCGAAAGAUGGGACGAUUGAUCGAUAAAAAGAUCAACGUCAAGUUGCAGAUGUUGCGCCAUUUACACAUUCUCCAGGAAACCAGGAAUGAGGGUACCGUCUAUUAUCUUUGGUGUCGCGAUUGUUGAUUGAACUUCUCAUACCAUGCUUUCGUUAAUUCCGUUUGUUUUCUUAAGGUUGUAUAAAUAUAUGUUUAUUUUAUUCUAUGACACUGCCCCGAAUGUCACCCCAAUAUUUUUUUUACACGGUUGGUAUUCUUUAAUUUCCCGGUCAACCUGAUUUUUCACAGCUUUUUAAAUACCACCUGAAUUUUCUUUGAUUUUUUGUGAAUUUUUUCAUGGGGUUAACUCAUAGUUUCAUCAACGCUGAAGGUCGUAAUCAACUAAAACCCACCCGUGUAAAAAAAGAACCGGGUGUAACCCGAACGCCAGUACCCCGAAAGGAUAUUGUCCCGAAUAACUUAUUAUCCCGAAUGGUCACUACCCCGAAUUUGUCAAAAAAAAUAAAAUAAAAAAAACGUACUCACUUUUUCCCUCACUUUUAGAUUGCGUUUCAAUAAUAAAGUUGAAAAUAGAAACUAAUCAGUCGAAAAUAACAUUUCGAUCGUGUGACUUUAAUUUGCCACCAAAAUCUAUGCAACAUAUUUCAAAAAAUCCAAAAUAAUUUAAAGAAAAAUCACAUGGUAAUUAAUAUGCAUUGAUAUUUCUCUCUUACUUUUCAAAUUAUCCAAGCUAGGCCUCAAUCCCAGGUUAAUAAAAUGGAUUGAAUCAUAUUUGACUGGCAGAACCCAGAGAGUAAGAUUUGAUGGAUGUUUGUCAAAACAAGUUAAGGUUACAUCUGGAGUACCACAAGGAUCCCACCUUGGUCCAUUGUUAUUCAUCUUAUUCGUCAACGAUGUGAAUCAUGUUUUGAAUUACCUGAAUGUUUCAAUU